UGGUGGCAAAACUUGAUUGGGAUUUGGGUCCACGAGAGAACAUCAUUUCAGAAGAACUGCACCAACUCUGGAUUGAAUUUGAGUUGAAGGCUGAUUCCAUUGCUGACACAAUAUACAGGAUUAAAAUAUUCAAAUAUACAACUUGUAAGGAACAACGACAAUCACCAACUCUUCAACCUCCACCAUUUACAACUAACACCUCUGCUUCUUCUUCUCUUCUAACUGUGAAAAAUGGAUGCUCCACUUCUGCCCAGUAAUUAUCCCUCUUCUACGACUAAUAAGAACAAGGGCUGGACCAGAAUUCUGUGGCUGCUUUGUCUAUUAUUAACCAUAUCAUUUGUAGGCCUCAUAUUCAAAGAUGACUUAAGCUGUUGGUUACUGAGAGAAGAAAACAAGUACAAUGGAAGGAUUGAAUUUAAUAAUGCUGAUAUCGUUGAGUCAGAGCAAGGUGUUGUUGCAGCUGAUGAUGCUCGUUGUUCUGAAAUUGGUGCUUCAAUGCUUAGACACGGAGGGCAUGCCGUUGAUGCUGCUGUCGCCACUGCAUUCUGCCUUGGUGUUGUUAAUCCAAUGGCAAGUGGAAUAGGAGGCGGGGGAUUUAUGAUUGUUCUUUCUUCAUCGACCUCCCAAACUCAAGCUUUUGACAUGAGAGAAACCGCCCCUCUUGCUGCUUCGCAGAAUAUGUAUGAAAACAAUCCCAAAGCCAAGUAUUUUGGUGCACUAUCUAUGGGAGUUCCAGGUGAGAUAGCUGGCCUUCAUGAAGCUUGGUUGAAACAUGGGCGUUUGGCUUGGAGCACUCUAUUCCGACCUGCCAUAAAACUUGCCAAAGAUGGUUUUGUAGUUGCUUCAUAUCUUGGAUUACACAUAGCUAAUAAUGCAGAAAUGAUCAUGAAUGACCGAGGCUUAAGGAAAGUGUUUGCACCAAAUGGGAAGUUGUUACAAGCAGGUGAUACUUGCUACAAUGUUAAGCUAUCUCAAAGCCUAGAGGCAGUGGCAGAACAAGGACCACGAGCCUUCUAUAAUGGAAUUGUUGGUGAGAAGUUAGUGAAAGAUGUGAGAGAGGCUGGUGGGAUUUUAACAAUGGAGGAUUUAAGGAAUUACAAGGUCGAUGUAGUGGAUGCAAUGUCUGCAAAUGUGAUGGGCUACACUGUAUAUGGAAUGCCACCUCCAUCGAGUGGAACAGUUGGGAUGUCCAUGGUUUUAAACAUCUUUGAUAGCUAUGGAAGUUCAGAUGCUGCAAAAGGUAAUCUUGGUCUACAUAGAUUAAUUGAAGCGCUUAAACACAUGUUUGCUGCUCGAAUGAACUUAGGUGACCCUAAUUUUGUUGACGUAAACGAAUCUGUGUCUGAAAUGCUUUCACCAUCUUAUGCCAAGCAAAUUCAGCAAAAAAUUUUUGAUAACACCACUUUCUCUCCUGACUACUAUAUGUACAGGUGGAGUCAGCUUAGAGAUCAUGGAACAAGCCAUUUCUGUAUUGUAGAUGCUGAUCGAAAUGCUGUGUCUAUGACAACAACAGUGAAUUAUCCUUUUGGAGCAGGGAUACUCUCUCCUUCUACUGGCAUUGUGUUCAAUAAUGAGAUGGGUGACUUCUCAAUACCCUCAGAGAUAUCCCCUGAUAAGCUACCACCUGCUCCAGCAAAUUUUAUUAAAUCAAACAAGAGACCGUUGUCUUCUAUGACGCCUGUAAUCGUUACUAAGGAUAAUCAGCUGGCUGGGGUUAUUGGAGGAAGUGGUGGAAUGAACAUUAUUCCAGCAGUAACCCAAGUUUUUCUCAACCAUUUUAUCUUGGGGAUGGAACCUUUAGCUGCUGUCCAGAAUCCAAGGGUCUACCACAAGCUAAUACCAAAUAUGGUUUUGUAUGAAAACUGGACUGUAAUUGAUGGCGAUCACAUUGAGCUCACUGACGAAAGAAAGCUUUUCUUGGAAGAGAGGGGUCACCAACUGGAGGCUAAAGCAGGGGGAGCUAUUGUUCAGUUUGUUGUUCAAAACCUGCAAAACCCCAUCAAGAUAGGCAGAAAAAUUGGAAAAGAUAUUAAUAAUGCUCUAAUAUUCCAUGGAACACUCACAGCAGUGAGCGACCCUAGAAAGAAUGGGAGGCCAGCAGCCAUUUGAUUUGGUAUUUAUGUUCAGGUAGAAACACAUAGCAAAAGGAAAAAAGCAAUUAGCUGGCUUUGCUCACAAGCUUUGCUGUAUAGUUAUUGUUAUGUAGAGGCUUUGAUAUUUCGUGCGUUUAUGUCAAUUGGGGCUACUUCUAUUGGAACAUCUCCUCAACCACCAAGGAAAUUGUAUGAUCAAACAUUUUCAGAUUAUUGUUCAAUAAAUUAAUGAAUUGUGGCCUCGUUCAAGCCUUGGUUGGAAAUA
Messenger RNA from Pistacia vera, 2358 nucleotides. RefSeq names its product glutathione hydrolase 3. The transcript is spliced from 7 exons. Gene Ontology annotation, biological process: glutathione catabolic process. The record is from RefSeq and is a predicted model, not a curated record. Gene Ontology annotation, molecular function: glutathione gamma-glutamate hydrolase. Gene Ontology annotation, cellular component: plasma membrane. The coding region runs from base 232 to 2109 and encodes 625 amino acids. NCBI's taxonomy places the organism in Eukaryota, Viridiplantae, Streptophyta, Magnoliopsida, Sapindales, Anacardiaceae.